AUGGUGUCCGACGAGCAUUACGACAUAUGCUUGCCCGUUCUGCAAGACGUCAGCCUUGAAGAUGAAGACAAGACCGAUAAACUGGAGGAGGUCUUGAAAGCGCAGACAACCCUGAGCGGGCCCUCGCUGGACAACGCCGUGCUCGACGUUCUAUGGCGGUACAGAGACGGCGGAGCUGUAUCGGCGUCGCCUCCUCCCAUCCGACACUCUAUCCUCCGCCGAGCCUCACCGUUGUCGUUUCGAUCCCCGACUCCCAUGUCCGGCUCACCGAGACUGGGCGUGAGUCCGCUUGCGCCACCGGGCUUUGUGCCUUCCUCGUUCAACCGAACAGUGACGGCAUCGCCUUUCUCUUCUCCCAGAGCGUCGCCCCGUCCCGUCUUCGCAACGCCCGUCGUCCCACCAGCCAUACCCCACAGUCCGAGCCUUACAGCUUAUGAAUUCGCAAACGACUUGACGCCCGCUACAGAGAUUCUGGGGGACUACCAGACAGAAAAUGUGGAAUGGCUCACGAAUGAUGAUGUUGCCAGUGUCACCUCUUCUGUGGGCACACCUAGUGGUCUCAACGCGACGGCUCCGGAAUUCUCCUUCUCCAUGUCUUCGCAACAGAUGGACAUGUCUCCGUAUGACAUUUUGCGUUCCAUCCUUGGCCACACACGCAGCGACGAAGACAUCGAGACCGCUCUCGCGGCUCAUGGCUACGACCUCUCGGCAACUAUCACUUCCAUCAUGGAGAACCAGCCACUGGACGAGGGCGCACCGCUUCAUGACGAACCCAAGAAUAUCCUGGUUGGCAAAUCUCUAAACCCCGAGGCCCGCCCCAGCACGCCCGUUGGUCCAGGAAAGUCGGGCGUGAUUUGCAAGUUCCACAUGUCGACUGGUCAAUGUCUCCGGGCCGAUUGUCGCUUCAGUCACGACCUCAGCAAUCAUCUGUGCAAGUACUGGAUGAUGGGCAACUGCCUCGCUGGGGAAACAUGCAUUUUCUCCCACGAUCCGGCCAAGCUAAUGACAAAGCUCUCGCUCGACGGGUCGCAGACGCCACCUCUGAAGGGACAGAAAGACCUGCAACUGGGGGACUUUUCCUCUUUCCCUUCGUUGCACGUAACGAGCGACCAGUAUGGCGAACGUUCCAGCAGCCCGGCCUUCGGCGCUGGGUUGACGCCACCGCCAGGCUUGCGACCCUUUUUCAGCGGUGAUGGCCAGCGCCCAAGGUCUCGGCCGGGCAGCAGGCAGCAGCCCAGGGAGCCCGCGCCCACCGCGCCGGCGCUAGACGACACGGAGGCCUUUCCCUCGCUAGGGUCUGCGACACUGUCCAAACAGGUCAGGAAGCAGCCAGGUAAACGUACGAAAGAGAAUGCCGCGCCAAGCUCCCUGGCGGACGUUGUGAAGAUGAGCCCCUCUCCAGCCUCGUCGCCGCAGCUGGAGCCCAGGAACCUUGCACGAAACGGCAGCGCUACUGCCAUCAAGAACGGCGAGAACAGUGCAGCUGCGCAGUCCAUUCCCAGCCCGAAGCACAUUCCGUGGCUAGAGACAGGCGAGCGGGCCAACAAGGCGUACCUCAAGGCACGCCAGGAAGCUAUCAAGCACGGUGGUCUCCGCAACAAGUUUCUACAGAGUGCUGCGCAAGCCUGGAACCGCAACGACGCGCGAGCAGCCAAGGCGCUGAGUCUCCGUGGUCAAAGCGAAAACGACCUUAUGCGCAAAGCACACCGCGAGGCCGCGCGCGAGCUAUACGAGGAGCGGAACAAAAACCGCGUCGGGGGGACAGAGAUGUACGUCGACCUGCACGGACUGCACCCUGAGGAGGCCGUCGAGUACCUGGAGAAAGUCCUCUUGGAGAGCAGCCAGGAAAGCAAGCCCAUUUAUGCAAUCACCGGGUCCGGACAUCACAGUAAGAAUGGCAAAGACAAGGUCGGCAAGGCUAUCAGAAACUUUCUGAACGAGUGGCGGUACGCUUAUCGCGAGUUCUCGGUGCCUGGAGACCGCAACAACAUGGGCGGUAUACUGGGCAUUGAUCCCAGGAGCUGGAACAAGUCUUUGGCCAAGGAGGACGCGAAUGAAGCUGCGGAGAAGACAGCACCAGUGGACAUUCUCGAUCAAGCUGUCGAGAUUGGGGAUGGCAAGGUCAGGCUGUUGGUGAGAGAACCGCCCAAAGGCCCCAGCAGGCGGUGA
Emericellopsis cladophorae is the source of this 2169-nucleotide messenger RNA. Its product is annotated as Polyadenylate-binding protein-interacting protein-like protein. Gene Ontology annotation, cellular component: nucleus. Lineage: Eukaryota; Fungi; Ascomycota; Sordariomycetes; Hypocreales; Bionectriaceae. The record is from RefSeq and is a predicted model, not a curated record. Gene Ontology annotation, molecular function: RNA binding; metal ion binding. The transcript has 3 exons. Gene Ontology annotation, biological process: negative regulation of DNA-templated transcription. The coding region runs from base 1 to 2169 and encodes 722 amino acids.